GUUGUAUAUUGUGUACAUAUUCAGAUCAUAAAAAAUCUUGUCAUAGAGGACAAUUAAUCUAAUUAUUUAAGAUGGUUGUGCUAAACAAACGCAUUCUACUUGUGGCUUUCUUCUUCCUUUGCUUCAUCUCUAUCCAUGCUAGAGCACGAGUACUGAAAGAAAAAAGCAAUAUGGUGGAUAGCACUAGUAGUGAUGCUAGUACAGCUCAUCAUAGUGAAACGCAUGAUCACGUAUUUAAGCCAAAAGAAGGUAAAUAUAAUGCAAACGAAGUGUUCUCAAUGGAUUACACUCCAGCCAGAAGGAAGCCGCCGAUCCACAAUUUGAAUUGAUGGAUAAAUUUUGUGCCACAAUUUAUUUUAUAUACUUAGGAAUUUGUUCCAUAUAUUAUUCAAUGUCUUGCAAUUUUAUAGCCUUGUAAUUUUCUAGGAUACACGGUAAGAAAAUCACUCAAUGUCUUUCCUACACAAAAGAAUUGGGUAAGGAUAGCAUAUUAAAGGUACCAAGAGACAAAUUAAAAUAUGCAUGUGUACAGUACUCUGCGAGAUCUCUAUUGAAAUUUCAGAAUAGUGAUACUUAUAUAAACUUAUAUUUACACACGUACA
Messenger RNA from Glycine soja, 602 nucleotides. RefSeq lists its product as uncharacterized. The coding region runs from base 72 to 329 and encodes 85 amino acids. The record is from RefSeq and is a predicted model, not a curated record. The transcript has 2 exons. Lineage: Eukaryota; Viridiplantae; Streptophyta; Magnoliopsida; Fabales; Fabaceae.